This is a messenger RNA of Talaromyces rugulosus, 960 nucleotides long. RefSeq lists its product as uncharacterized. The coding region runs from base 1 to 960 and encodes 319 amino acids. The record is from RefSeq and is a predicted model, not a curated record. The transcript has 3 exons. NCBI's taxonomy places the organism in Eukaryota, Fungi, Ascomycota, Eurotiomycetes, Eurotiales, Trichocomaceae.
AUGUCAACUGCAGACGACAGUGAGGAGCGCAGAGUACUGCGGCCAGGGGUUAGAAAGGCCAGACGAGAAGAAGAAGAUCGCCAGGCACGACAAGCAGAGCGCGAAGGAAUGGUACGAGAUCUCGAGACGAUGUAUACUAGAUUUAAGGAGGUCUCUGGGGACUAUGGCGACUGGAAACUCCUCGAUCUCAGCCGCAUAACCUGCGUUGAAUUCCCCCUCGACCAGCAACCCCCUCCUGUCGCGGAGACCUUUUUCAUCCCUAUGACCAAGAAGGAGCUAGACCAGCAUCCUCCUGGUUUUUCAGAUAAAUUCACAAGAAGCAGUUGUGGAAAGCCACUUCGCUGGCAUGAGAGUGAUAUCGGACGUCACCCAGCCAGCUCUGUCUUUCAACGACAUAGUGACGCACGAAGCCUAUGCACCUACAUGAAUGGACUGUUCUAUACAAAACGGGAAAUAUCUGAAAACGGGUCAUCCAACAUGUUGCGCAGAUUGGCUGGAUGGUGGCCUGGCUCCUUCGACCUCGGAAAUCCAGAAUCGCUGAUUGACGACGAGUUCCACCCGGAUAUCUUCAACUCGGUCAUCUACGAACCCUGUAAUCCCUUCGUGUCAGUCAAAUCCAAGGAGCUACCGCACGUGAUGUGCACAUUAUCCAACGGCCUCGCAUCUCGUGACGAAGCCCUCUUCCGCUCAGAGUUCAUGACGAUUCUUGCAAUUAUGAUCACGCAACUGCGGAAACCCCCGCCACCAGAUACUAUAGUCAUUCCGGUCAAGGUGUUAUCAUUUUUUGGACGCGAAGGCCGGAUUCUCGAGGCUUACUACAAUGGCCGUGUCCGGCGCUUGUUCAUUAAAGUGUCCAAGUUGCAGGAUUUCUCGAGUGACGAAGGCGUGCUUCACAACUCUGAGCUAUUUCUGCGCCAUAUGGCUAGCAAGUGUGAAGGGAAUCCUGAAUCUCCGUGGUGA